AUGCUCUCCGGCAACAUUCUUUACCGUGAAUCACAUCUUGCGAGUGUCAAAUCAGGUGGGGACAACUUGCUUGCCGCGGUUCAUAGCUACACACACGAUGCAAACAUGGAGAUCGUCACACGAGUUUUACAACUACCCCAGGAACUACGUGACGACAUAUAUAUGCAUCUAUGGGAACUCAACGACAAGCAUGAUCCGAGUCGCAGUCUGCUCUACUGGUGGGAUUCUUUCGACGAGCCUUGGUUCUCCAGAGACGAUGAUCCUAACAAAUUACGAUGGCUAAGGACACCGUUGAUGACACUCCGACCUCCGCACUUCAUCGACAAAUGCUUUGUAGGACCUGUCUUCGCUAAAGAGGCUCUCAAACAACUUAAAGAUUCUGUGGGUAAAGAUCUUCGGCCAAUCGGGGAGAGAAACCCUGUCGCCGAAUGCGGAUUGCUCGACGCAUCCAUGGAUGACUUUGUAGAGAAGGACGUUUUUGGAGUUGGGAUAACAGUGGAAGAGUUGGUACGCAACUUGGACUUACGGGUAAACUUCCAGUGCGAUGCAUUGACCGACAACGAAUUUGCCGAGAUCCAGAAGAGCAAGACACAUGAUCGAGGAUCACUUGGGGCAGGUGCAACGACAUACACACGGGACGACUAUCUCCGAGACCUCGGUGACGGCGUCGCGGCUCUGCUAAACAUUCCACACACGGAACGUGUUACCACUCAUAAUGAGCAUGGUCGACAUCUGAAUACUAGAGCCAGAGUCAUCACCUUAGCAAUCAGGCAAGAAGACGACUUCAUAUGGAGGGAUCAUUCCGCCAUACUAAAACUUGUCGCUCGAGCUUAUCACGGACUAAGGGCAAAGGGCUUCGCAGUCAAGGUACAGUACUACAGUGAAGAGAUUGAAUUGAAAUUGUUGUUUGAAGACGACGUCUGGGAGUGGAGAAGCGAUGAUUGGGACAGGAAUUUGAUUUGGAAGAACACGUUUGGGAUAGGUAGCGGCACCUCACCCCAAAGAUACGUUUGGGCACAACUUCAGGAACAUUUUUUUCGACGCCUAGAUAACGACAGCCUCAUCGGGAGUUAA
Alternaria postmessia is the source of this 1074-nucleotide messenger RNA. RefSeq lists its product as uncharacterized. The record is from RefSeq and is a predicted model, not a curated record. NCBI's taxonomy places the organism in Eukaryota, Fungi, Ascomycota, Dothideomycetes, Pleosporales, Pleosporaceae. The coding region runs from base 1 to 1074 and encodes 357 amino acids. The transcript is spliced from 2 exons.